Molecule: messenger RNA, 1748 nt
Organism: Nelumbo nucifera (sacred lotus)
Lineage: Eukaryota; Viridiplantae; Streptophyta; Magnoliopsida; Proteales; Nelumbonaceae
Product: wax ester synthase/diacylglycerol acyltransferase 4-like
Biological process (GO): triglyceride biosynthetic process
Cellular component (GO): plasma membrane
Molecular function (GO): diacylglycerol O-acyltransferase activity
Source: RefSeq, a predicted model, not a curated record
GAGAACUCAGAAUUGCAGCAAGCAGCAAAAAGAAGAUAAUUAAUCGUCAUUGAUUUAGCUAGCUAGCUAGUAUGGUUUCUUUCAAGGAAAAGCAAGCUCUUCUACUUGAAGAAGUCCAUACACUACCCCCUCUGAGCCCACUGUCUCAGUGCAUUAACAGUUCUAGCCUCUCAAUUCCCAUAAUCGGGGUGUACGAGCUGGGUGCCCCGCUCAACAGAUCCCAAACUGCUACGUUUCUCCAAGAUAUCUUCAUACCCAUCAAUGAUCGCUUCUCUUCUGUCAUCAUCACCGACAAGAAGGGAAUGCAGAGAUGGAAGAAGGUGGAGGUUGAUAUCGACGAACACAUUCUCAUCCCCACCUUCCCUUCUGGUUUAUCCAGAGAAGACUAUGACGACUACACCAACGAGUACUUGUCCAAGAUUACAAUGGACCCUCUCCCAGAAAACCGGCCUCUGUGGAACGUCCAUGUCAUCCCUUACCCGUCCACCAACGCCGAGGCCACUCUGGUGUUUAAGAUCAACCAUGCAAUUGGUGAUGGCUACUCACUCAUCGGUGCACUGUUUUCCUGCCUGAAAAGGGCGGAUGAUCCUUCGCUUCCGCUUACUUUCCCUUCCAUGUCCUCCAGAAUGAUGCAAGGUACAGGAGGGUUAAGUAAGUGGUCUAGAUUGUGUAGCUUUCUAACUGUAUGCGUCAACACUCUUACCGACUCUGCUCGGAGUGUGUUGUUUGGUACGUUUCUGGAAGAUGAUAAGACCGCAAUCCGUUCUGGGUUGCCCGAAGUCGAGUACGAACCGAUUUCCAUCUCAUCCAUUACAUUCUCCCUCGACGACCUAGGCCGAAUCCAGUCCAAGUUUGGCGGGACUGUGAACGAAGCGGUGACCGGAAUCAUAUCAUACGCGAUCCAACUGUACAUGAAACGAGUAGGGAAGGUAUCAAAGAAGGCGAGGAUAACAUCUUUGGUGGUGUUGAACGCAAGGAUGUUGAAAGGGUUUAAGACAGUAGGCGACAUGCUCAAGGCUAACAUAUGGGGAAACCGAUUUAGCUUGUUGCACGUUUCGGUUCCAUCCAACGUGGACGUGAACAAAGUGGAUCCCAUGGAUUUCGUAGUCCAAGCAAAGAAAGAGAUGAGGAGGAGGAGAAACUCCAUGGCUCUCUUCUUCAACAAUAGAUUGCUUCACGUCUUGAGGAGCAUCAGAGGCCCAGAGGCUGCAUCUCGAUAUAUAUACUCAACAUGGAAGAACGCCAGCAUCACAAUGACUAGCUUGGUUGGUCCUACGCAGAAAAUGGUGAUAGCAGACCUUCCCAUUAACAGCUUCUACUUCACGUUGGCCGGUGUUCCUCAGAGCCUUGUAUUUACCAUAGUGAGUUACAUGGGAAAGCUGAGGGUGGCCGUGAGAACAGAAAAGGAUUUCAUCGAUUCUCAGCUGUUCGUUUCAUGCAUGAAUGAAGCCUAUGAAAAGAUUUCUGAAGCGGCUGAAGCGAUUCGAACGGCUCCUGGGAAGAAUUCCAAGAAAUCUGAUUGAAAAACCUGUUCAAGCUACAAAGAGCAAACCACAUGGGCCAUGGAAAUACCGAUAAAAUAUAUGAUUUACUAAGGAUAAAUAUUCUGAUCUAGUCUAUGGCUUAUAUUUGCCAGAUUGCAGCUUUAUACUACUGCACUUUAUCAACAAUAAAUUAUAUAACUCCAACCCUGCAUUCCUUCCUCUACUUCUUGUAUCAAUUAAUAGAAGAUCCCGAUUGUUGCAAAA